AUGGCACCAACACUGGCCGAAGCCGAACGAUUCCUGAGAACAGCACAGAUUGAGGAUGGAGUGAUUGAGCGACUUGCAGAGAUGUUGGUCACCAGAAUGGAUGAAUGGAACCUGAUAGCCGACCAAAAAACCGCCGAAUCCAUCUGGGUCGUGUUGACAGAAGCUGGAAGACGUGGCAGAAUAAGUGAACAAAUUGGAGACGGUGACGUGGCGAUUCGAUUGACAGAUGCUUACGAGAAAAUCCGCGGGCGUCUCACUUCAGAAAUGCGAACGAUUCGAUGGAAAUACGACGAAAUAGUGGAUUUUAAUGUGAAAAUUUCCAAAAAUACGAGGUCGUCACUGAACGGAGAUGCGACAAGUCAACGAGUCGUUGUCAAUCUGAAAGUGAUUCCAGCUGGAGAGACAGAGGUGAACACACUUUUUGUCGAUUUCGAUGAAGCACAACUCGAGGAUUUCAUUUGGAGACUUCAGGAGGCAAAGGCGAUGAAGGAGAGGAUUCAGAAGGCGGUGACGGUGACGACGGGGAGCAAGAAGAAGGCGAUGCGAUGA
Molecule: messenger RNA, 549 nt
Organism: Caenorhabditis remanei
Lineage: Eukaryota; Metazoa; Nematoda; Chromadorea; Rhabditida; Rhabditidae
Exons: 3
Coding region: 1-549 (182 amino acids)
Source: RefSeq, a predicted model, not a curated record